Molecule: messenger RNA, 793 nt
Organism: Brassica napus (rape)
Lineage: Eukaryota; Viridiplantae; Streptophyta; Magnoliopsida; Brassicales; Brassicaceae
Product: heavy metal-associated isoprenylated plant protein 31
Exons: 3
Coding region: 144-566 (140 amino acids)
Molecular function (GO): metal ion binding
Source: RefSeq, a predicted model, not a curated record
UAAAUCUCAUCAACAUAAUAAUUUAAAUUAUUUUAAGUUUGCACACAUACAUAAUGUACCUAUAUAUAUGCAUACACAAUAUGGAACCUUUAUAUUCUGCUUCCUUCUCUAUAACUGAGCACACUUGAGGGGAGUUUGUAAGCAUGUCUAUGACAGUGGAGAUAAGAGUUCCAAACUUGGAUUGUGAAGGAUGUGCUUCUAAGCUUAAGAAGACUCUACUCAAGCUCAAAGGAGUGGAAGAAGUGGAAGUAGAGAUGGAAAGCCAAAAAGUGACGGCUCGAGGAUACCGGUUAGAGGAGAAAAAGGUAUUGAAAGCGGUACGACGGGCCGGUAAGGCAGCUGAACCGUGGCCAUACCGCUUAGGUAAUAGCCACUUUGCGUCUUUCUAUAAAUAUCCAUCUUAUGUGACCAACCACUAUUACUCCGAUGCCCACCGUACGGAUCCCACCGGUGGUGUCCACACUUUCUUCCACACUCCGGCCGUUUACUCCGUUGCAGUGGCCGGCGAUGAGAUCGCGGCUUCGAUGUUUAGUGAUGAUAAUCCACAUGCUUGUACCAUUAUGUAAUCUAUUUUCCAUCAUAUACAUAAAAAUGUUUUCUUUGCACCUUUUUAAAACCAAGUGAUUCCAAACCCCAGACCGUACUGGGAACUAAGUAAUGUCUGGUACAUGUGCUAUUUAAGACAUCUACCGUGGCCAACCACGAAUUGUUCAUCUUUGUCCACAUUUGAUUUUGAUUUUUGAUAUUUUUCUUAUUUUGUAUUGAGAAAGUAAAUCUAAUACUUCUUCUUUUA